CGGGCGUGUUGCUGAGCCGGAAAAUGCGCGCGUAAAACCGUGAUAGAUGUGUGAGAAAAUUGUGGCCCGCAACGGGAAAAUUGGCAGAGCAAACAAGCGAGUGUGUAGCGUGCCAUGUGCUUGUGUUUGUGGAGUGCGUGAAUGAAGUGCCACGGAAUCGUAGCGGAAAUAGUUUGCUGGCCCAUCGACUGGCCAGCCAGUGCGGGUGCGCUGUGCUGUUGCGGUCGUCGAUGAUGCGGCUGGCUCUGGCGGUGCCAGGAGCACAGUUCCCGGGUCAUAAUUGUCGGUUGAAUGACUCUCGAUGCGAUAGCAAUAACAACAAAAUCAGCUGCUGCUCCGGCAACCAUAAUAUUCAUCAAUAUCGUUCCAUUUGACGGAGUGGAGAAAUAGCAACAGCAACAGCAACAACGAACAAAUUGCCAACAGCACCACCGCUAAAAUUUCGGACAUUGCGUCAUGUUAGCAAGGGCACAGCGAACCGAAAACACAACACUUCAACAGCAACAACAACAACUACAACAACGGAAACAACAAAAACUAACUUCAACAACAUUAAAUAAAAAGAGAAAAACUCAAAAGAUAAGGAGACGAUCAUCUUCAUCAGGAUUAGCUGGGGGAAAAGAUGGUUCUCAGCACCGAAUGGUCGCAGGUCGAGGUUAUCGAUCUGAUCAACGAUGGCAACGGUCUGGGCUUCAUCCUUGUGGGCGGACGGAGUACCGGGGUGGUCAUCAAAGCCCUGACGCCGGGGGGCGUGGCCGAACGAGAUGGGCGACUUCAGCUGGGCGAUCAUCUAUUGCAGAUUGGCGAAGUCAAUCUGCGGGGCUUCAGCUCGGAGCAGGUGGCAACAGUUCUUCGUCAGACCGGAGCUCAGGUGCGUCUGAUAGUGGCGCGGCCGGUGGAGCCGACGGCCAUCGAUUACCAAACGCUGGCCUGUCAGGCGCCGAUUAUACCAACUAAGCUCCUCUCCGACCCGGAAGAACUGUCGCGUCAUCUCUUCCAGAAUCCGAGUUUUGCAACAGCCGCCGCGGCCGCGGCUGCCGCAGCAGCAGCAGCGGCUGCAGCAGCAGACUCCAGCAGCGGAUGUGGCGUCUUGGAUGUUGCCAGUUUGGUUGGUCUGGUACGCGGCGGUCCCGCUGAGGGCUCGGAACUGUCCGCCGUGGAACCACUACCACCGCAGGUGGCUCAGUUACAGAUGACCGAACUGGGCGAUCUGGCGGACUUUCCACUGCCUCCGAUCCCGGGUGGCGGCAACUCGCUGCUUACGGAUUCCAACGCUGGCCAAAGACCUUGUCCGCGACUGGAUCUGGAUAUAGUGCCCUUCUCGAUACUAUCGCCACCGCCACGCCCCGCCCUACAGAUGCUGCCCCUGGAGACCCAAUGGCGAUCCGUUCAGGAUCAGAACCAGCACAUAGAGACUGUGAUAGCCGACAGCAAACGAAAGCUGUUGGCCAAUGAAGAUGGCGGCGGCGGUGAUUCCGCUUCCGGUUCGGGUUCCGGCUCCCCCGACUCCUAUAUGGACUCCCCGGAAACGGAAACAUACGUGGUGGAGCUGCAUAAAAAUGUUUACGGCCUGGGCAUCACAGUGGCCGGCUAUGUCUGCGAGGAAGAGGAUCUCUCGGGUAUUUUCGUGAAGAGCAUCAUCGAAGGUAGUGCCGCGGAGACAAGUGGUCAGAUUCAAAUUAACGAUCGCAUUGUGGCCGUAGAUGGCAGAUCCCUUUCCGGGGUGACCAAUCAUCAGGCGGUGGAACUGUUGAGAAACACAGACAUCGUGGUUCAUCUAACCCUGGAAAGAUUCCUAAGAGGUAGGAAGUACGAGCAUUUACAAGUGGCCCUCACGGAAAUCAAGGGAAGUUCCGCACCCUCUGGCUUGGAUAGAAAUCAGGAGAAAGACCAAGACCAGGAGUCGCAACUAUCUAUGCCUGGGUCACCCUCGAUAGCUACAUUGAGUUGGUUGCCACCGAAAUCAUUGGAUGCCGAUUCCAUAGCCACCGACGGCGAUGAAGCCGUUGAGGCAGAGGAUGUGGGCAUUUCGGGUGCCGAUGAUGAGUGCAUUGAGCUGCCAUCCCGAGACACCGUAGAGUCGAACAUGUCGCACGUGCUGGACCGCAGUGAUCACAGUGGUGGAGUCACAAAACCCAAUAUCAGUCUAAUAGCUCCGCUAACGAAUGGCCGGAGCCUAAUCCUGGCCGAUGACAGUGGCAAUGACACCGAUGAGCAGUGUCCUGAGCCGGAACAGGAAACGGCAAUGGUCCGAAAAGGUUCAAAGCCAGAGACGGAGAGAUUUAAAGAACUUGAGGAUCUGGAAACUGAUACUGAUCCCGAUCCCGGACAGUUGCCAACGCCCACGAAUGAGGCACCUGUGAAAGCGGCCAGCCCGACGGCCGCCUCGCUGCGAGUGGCAUGGAAAAGUGAGUUUCCCGACAGUGAAAUUUUAGUUGCCGAAAUAAAUAAACUUUCAGGUCUAGGGAUCAGCCUCGAAGGCACCGUGGACGUGGAGUGCGGCAUUGAGAAGCGUCCGCAUCAUUAUAUUCGCUCCAUACUGGCCGACGGGCCAGUGGGUCGCCAGGGCAUCCUGCGGCCGGGAGAUGAGCUCCUCCAGGUGAACGAACACAAGCUCCAGGGAUUGCGGCAUAUCGAGGUGGUCAAGAUCCUCAAGGAAUUGCCCGCCAGGGUUAAGUUAGUCUGUGCCCGUGGCACUCGCGUUCCAUCGGUUAUAAAUACCUCGCAAAACCCGGAGGCCUUUGAAACUCGUAGCCUUUUGCCCGGUGGCCACCAGAGUCUCCAGAACCUGCUGAGCAAGGCCCAGUCGGAGAGCUCACUGUACACGUCCAGCACGGCGACUUUAACAGAUGCAGCUGGAGCAGCUGGCGGAUCGGGAGGGAAUGCAGCUGGAGGAGCUCGCUCCAAGUCACUGGAGAAUGUCUCCGGUUUGGCUCUGUGGAGUUGCGAAGUGACCGCUGUGGAUAUUGAGAAAACGGAACAGGGUUUCGGCUUCUCCAUACUGGACUACCAGGAUCCACUGGACUCGGAAGGCAGUGUAAUCGUGAUUCGCGGCCUGAUACGCGGUGGUGCUGCGGAGGCAACCAAUGAGAUAUAUCCGGGUGAUCGCCUAAUGAGCGUCGGUGAUCGCCUGCUUCAGGGUCUCGAGUUGGACGAGGCGGUGUCCAUAUUAAAGGCCAUGCCGCCGGGACUCACACGACUGGGUAUCUGCCGACCAUUGUCCGCCUCGGACAGCAACAGUAAUAGCAAUAUAGCCUCGCCGCUUGGCGAUUCGGCCAGCACAUAGUGUCAGCCCAUCCCCGACGGCCAUCAGGAGUCGGAGAUAGAACUGGAAUCGGAAACGGCAGCGGAAGCGGAAACGGAACAGGAACUGGAACAGUUCGCAUUGUAUUUUUUGACCCUAAUAUCGGCCUUGUGAAAUCAUCAAACCAUCGACCAGCAGCUACAAAAAUUGGAAAUCCAAAAGGCAACAACAAACUAGUAGAGUCUGCAAUCGGCGGCAUAAAUAUCAGCGAAUAUGGACAUAAUAGAACGCUUUGUACAAAGUUUAUAACCAAAUCCGCACAUUGCCAGAAUCGAUUAACUAGGUAUCAAAUUUGAUAGCCCAAGCCAUAACACCAACAGCCAACAACUGAACACCAACAAAAAUGCAUAAAUAAAUAAUUUGAAUGGCACGCAACGGAUUUUAAAAAUAUCACAAAUUGUUGUAUCAAUAAAUUAUUAAUAACAAUUUCUGCGGACAAGCUCUAAAAACCAGAAUAGAAAAAAAAAACCAAAAAAUUUGACAUCAAAAACAAGUUGAACUCCAACCGAAAAAAAAAACACGAAAUUCCGAGGAAAAGUGGAAUUUAUUCAUACACAGAAAAUAUUGCAAAACAUUUUUCCAGUUUAGUAUGCAUAUGUCGAGGCCAUGAUGGCAAUAAUGAUAGCACCCCCGUUAGUCCAACCCUCCCCUACAUAUCCAACCGAAAUACCAAAAAAAAACAAACCCACUAGAAAGUCCGCUGUAAAUAUUCCAGAGAUUAUUUUUAUUGUCCUUUUCAACUUUACGUAGCAUAAAUUUACAAUUUCUAGCUUGUAAAUCAUUUAUAUACAUACGUACAUACUUAAAUAGAGGUAAGGCUAGGGCUAUGGGGGCGUGGCUGAUUGCUUUUCUUAUAAGAGUAGAUAAAACACAAACACUCACACUCUCACACACACACACAGCCUCGAGAAUUCCGGGGACAUUUUUCAAAUUGUAUAGGAAAUGAGAGUUGCAAUAUUGCAUAGAUUCUUGAGAUUAGUUGGGCGUAUAUACGAUAACAUAUAUACCUAUUUAUAGAUACUACAAAUUCUAUGCCUAUGAAUAUAAUUAAUAUAUAUAUAUAUAUAUAUAUAUAUUUACAAUUGACGACCAAGCAAAAGUAAAACUUUAACUUUAGUAACAAGUCAAACACACAAAUCGAACAAUUGAAUGAAAAACACACACAAAAUACUGAACUAAAGUAGAUCGAAGGAAGAACAUAAGACAUUGGUAAGAUGUUGGAAAGUGGUGAGAAGGACUACAGUGAGGACUCUGAAUAAGAGCCAAUCAUACUUUUCACCUCUUGCUGCAUAGGAAAUAUAUAAACAUAAAACAAAAGCUUGUUAGUGAUACUAAUUUUAAACGGACAAAAGAACAAAGCAAAUGAUUAAUGAACCAAUAAAAAGCAAACCACGUUUGAUAAAUCUUAGCGAAUCUUUAAAAUGUUUACAUUGUUACUAUAUUUCUGUUGAACGAAUUAGUUUAUUGUUAAACUGAAUCCGAUUUCAUCUGUAUAUACAGUCCUUGAUUACAUCAAUAAAAGGCUUUAGCUAUCUUGGAAUCAAGGAUGUAGAGUAAGAUAUCAAUACAUGCAGUGCGUUUCAAAAAUAUAAUAUUUUAAUAAUAUUUUUAUGUAUUCUUUUUAUGUACCAAAAUUCUUAUUUAUUAUUUAUGGAAAAAAGAAUAUCAUUGAAUUUGUUUAUUUUCUUUAAAAAUUUAUCAAUAUUAAGAAACACCCCAAAGGGUCAAAGUAAAAAUUUUGGUUUGAAUUUUAUUUUUUAAUUUCGUCUUGUUGUCAUGAAACGCACUGUCCAUACGUAUACCAAUUAACACAAAGACAUAGAGACAUUAUAACUCAUGCACUUUUGCUUAUGGAAACGACUAUAUUUUGCCGAUGAGAUGGGAAAAAGUUCCAUGCAAAUCUAAUAAACAAAAAUAUUCAGAUACACUAUCUAUCUAUCUAUAUACAUACGAAACACACACUCUCACACCGAAAGUCACCACAUACACGUAUAUAAGUACACGCACAUCAAUGCAAAAUGGCAUAAUAUCGGAAACAAUUUACCAAUUAACAUUAAAAAUUAAAGGCAUAAAAAGCAAAACUGUCUGAGCAAAAACCAACUAAGCGCUAAAGCAAACGACUAAGGCAAAAAACAAACACUCACACACAGACGACACACACUCAAUGUAAGAACAUAUAACAAUGAAGCAGAAACCGAAACAGAAUCGAAUUGAAAGGCAACGCAGAUUAAAAUUGAUAUGAAUAUGCAAAUUUUGGCGAAAAAAACAUAGGCUACAUUAGACACAAGAGUAUGUAAAUUGACGAAACGUUCAAUAAACGAAAAACCGAAAAAUAUAACAAAAGUAUUAAUACACGUACAAAGAUC
Drosophila eugracilis is the source of this 5670-nucleotide messenger RNA. Its product is annotated as patj homolog. The coding region runs from base 623 to 3286 and encodes 887 amino acids. Gene Ontology annotation, molecular function: protein binding. Lineage: Eukaryota; Metazoa; Arthropoda; Insecta; Diptera; Drosophilidae. The record is from RefSeq and is a predicted model, not a curated record. The transcript has 3 exons.